This is a messenger RNA of Tilletiaria anomala UBC 951, 1350 nucleotides long. RefSeq lists its product as uncharacterized. The record is from RefSeq and is a predicted model, not a curated record. The coding region runs from base 257 to 1267 and encodes 336 amino acids. Lineage: Eukaryota; Fungi; Basidiomycota; Exobasidiomycetes; Georgefischeriales; Tilletiariaceae. The transcript has a single exon.
GAUGCACCUGUCCACUUGCACCACAAUCAAAUGGGUAUUGAGCGCGCUUCACGGCGCAUAGGUGACGACGGCAGCUGUGCAUGCAGCAUGCUUGGCUGCUAGCCUUGCUCCAUUCACCGUUGCUCCCUCCCAUGGGCCGAGCCAUCCCUCAUGCGGGCUUUAUGGACGAGGUCUGUAUAUUCUGUCUGAUAUCAUCGUAAACUCUGCUCUGGCAAGGCAAUCAGCCUAUUGCAGAGUUUCUAUCACACUCGCAAGCAUGGCUUUCUUGCUGAACGCAGCCUUGUCGAUGACCGCAUCAGCCUACCGAGCCGGCACAAGUCUCUUUGGUACGCACACCGCGGCCACCGACACACACCUCAGUAUCCUCCAUUCACCUCUUCUCGUUCUCUAUCGAGGCUCAGAGACAUACGUCUCCGUCACUGUGCUCGAAUUCGAGAAGGGCGGGGCUGGCAAACAACGUCGCGAUGGCGGGGUCCAAGUCUCGCUUAUCCGACGGGGAUGGCGUGCGGGUAUCUUCGGCUGGGCGAUCGCCAAGUACUUGGGAGCAAAGACGGUCAAAGGAAUUGAUGUGACACCUGCGACGGAGCACGGAAGGCCCAACAGUAAAUCUGCGCUCGAAGGAGGCGAGAGCAGCGGCAGUCGUGCGCGUACAGCAUUCCCAGCAAAACAGCUCGAGUCGUACGAGAAAGAGACUAGGCAAUUUGUCCAAGAUCAGGCUAAAACUACGCAUGAAUUACUGUGCGAUGGAGUUUCUUCCAUUUCUCAGAGAAAUGUUGUACCCGUCGCGACGCACAUCGUUCGCAUCCCAGCCCGUGCGAACGACGGCUAUUUCCGGAUCGCCUUUUGCUACUCAGAUGGCAGUGUCUCUGUGUCUCCCGACUUCCGCAUAUUCUCUUUCUCUUUGUCUUCCGCCUGCCCUCGCGGUGCUGCUCUUCUGCCGCCGACUAUCGCUCCGGAGCUCAUCCUACGGGCGCUCAGCACGGCGCUGCAUGCCUUCCUGCUUGGCCUCUUUCCAAUCGCUGCAAUCCUAGAGAAGAUCUUGCCGCGCGCUUGGACACGCCGCUUCAUGCGAUGGGCAUACAAUCGCAUCGGUGGAGAUGAGAGGAAGGACAAGUUGCUUGAAAAGUAUGAGAUGAAGGAAAGGCUGGGCAAGGCCACGGAGUCUUUCUACGAGACAGUCCCCUUCGCUUCGGCUGGCGUUCGCACAUCUCACGAUCUAGCCAAGGACCAGGAGUAUGGCAUCGGCGGCGUGACGUACUGGAGAUGAACAGGAGGGCAUCAGGCGAAUGCACAUCUUUCUGUAAAAAAAUACUAUAUAGUGAGCUAUGCAAAUUGGGAGCAUAUCGCAGC